This is a messenger RNA of Chlorella variabilis, 936 nucleotides long. RefSeq lists its product as hypothetical. The transcript is spliced from 8 exons. NCBI's taxonomy places the organism in Eukaryota, Viridiplantae, Chlorophyta, Trebouxiophyceae, Chlorellales, Chlorellaceae. The record is from RefSeq and is a predicted model, not a curated record. The coding region runs from base 1 to 936 and encodes 311 amino acids.
AUGGCGCAGCCUGCUGUGCUGGUGACCGGGGCCAGCGGUUAUCUGGGCCAGUUCGUCGUGGAAUGGUAUGCCGGCAAGGGGUGGAAGGUCGGCUGCACCUACCGCACCGGAGAGGCGCCCAAAUUCGGCAGCGGCGUGCAAGUCUUUAGGGUGGACCUGGGGUCAGGAGAGGGCCUGCACGAGGGCUGUGAUGCGCUGGGCCCGCUAGCAGCGGUCAUCAACUGCGCGGCGCAGGCGGCGCCCGCGGCGUGCGAGGGCGAGGGCGAGGCGGCGGCCAGGGCGGUCAACGUGCCCCAGCCAGUGCUGGUACACAUCAGCACAGACCAUGUGUACGACGGCGGCAGCUCUUUCUACAGGGAGGACGCGGAGCUGCGGCCGGUCAACACAUACGGCCGGACCAAGGCGGACGGCGAGGCUGAGGUGGCGCUGAGGUGGCGCCGCCACGUCAUCCUGCGCCCAUCCAUCAUCUUCGGCCCGCCCCCGCCCAACCCCAUCCGCCGGGGGCAGUUCCUGCAGUUUGUGGACAGCUGCCUGGCGGCGCAGAAGCCCUCUACUUUCUUCACAGACGAGUGGCGCACCCCCACCUACGUCAAAGACCUGGUGGCCGCCUGCGCCGCCGCGGUGGACGCGUGCGACGCGCUGCCGGCGGCGCCGCCGCACGCCCGCGUGUUCAACGUCGGCGGCCCCGCCCGCAUCAACCGGCUCGACAUGGCGCUGGCUGUGGCGGAGGUGCGCGGCCACGACCCUGCCCUGGCCCUGCCCGGCUCCGCCGCCGCCGUGGCCCGCACCUGCGCCACCCCCGCCGACAUUUCCAUGGACACAUCAGCGGUGGAGGCGGUACUGGGGGUGCGCAUGACGCCCUUCACCGAAGCGCUGCGCCAGAUCUUCGGGGGCGGCGGCGGCGGCUGCCAGCCGGCGCACGCGGCUGCGGGCUGA